AUGUGGAAUGCAAUGCGGGCGCCGUCUCAAACUGAGAAGGGUUUGUUCCUUGCGACGAUGGCCUGUGGGUGCGCACCAACUUCUUUGCUCUUCCGUGAGAAACGUGUGAAUACUGGGGAAGCAAACCUUCCACUUUCCAUGGGCGCCGACACGUUGCCUCCCCAAAGGACACAAAACCCACCUGUGUGGAGGAAAGUGUCCCAGGGCGCUUCAAGGUUCACCUUCUGGCGAUCCAGAUGGAUUCACAGGAGGACAACCUCCAACAAAUGCGGCUGUGGGUGCAGCUCCAGCUGUAACCAGCAGAAUCAAAGGAGUAAUGGGAGAAACAAAGCUUAG
Messenger RNA from Trypanosoma brucei brucei TREU927, 336 nucleotides. RefSeq lists its product as hypothetical. The record is from RefSeq and is a predicted model, not a curated record. The transcript has a single exon. NCBI's taxonomy places the organism in Eukaryota, Euglenozoa, Kinetoplastea, Trypanosomatida, Trypanosomatidae. The coding region runs from base 1 to 336 and encodes 111 amino acids.